AUGGCCCCGUUGCCUCGCCUCGUCGCUGCUGUCGCCGCUCUGCUGCUGGCCGGCGGCGCUGUGGCAGACGAGCUCUACACACCUAAACAUGAAGCCGGACGCUGUGCGAUGCGCGGCCAGUGCGGUAAGAAGAGCUUCUUCGGCAAACAGCUGCCCUGCGUCGACAACGGACUGGCUACUACCCCCGACCCGGAAUUUGCCAAGGAAAUUGAGGCCGUGUGCGGUCCCAAAUGGAAGGAUAGCAAGGUCUGCUGUAGUACCGAACAGCUCCAAGCACUCAAGUCCGAGCUGUCCACCCCGAACCAGAUCAUCGGCUCCUGUCCCGCCUGCAAAGAGAACUUCUACAACCUGUUCUGUUCCUUCAGCUGCUCGCCCGAUCAAUCGCUGUUCAUCAACGUGACGAAGACAAUCGAGAAGAACGGCAAGACGUUGGUUGCCGAGGUCGACCAGCUGAUUUCCAAAGAAUAUGGCGAGGGCUUCUACGACAGCUGCAAGGAAGUCAAGUUUGGCGCGUCGAACUCUAAGGCUAUCGACUUCAUCGGUGGCGGUGCCAAGAACUACACCCAGCUCCUCAAGUUCCUCGGUGACGAGAAAGUGAUCGGGUCGCCCUUCCAGAUCAACUUCCCCGAGCAAUAUACGGAUCCGGCCAUGGCGCCGAGACAGAUGAGGCCUAAGAAGUGCAACGACGAGGACCCCAACUUUCGAUGUUCCUGUGUCGAUUGUCCUGCCGUGUGUCCGGAGCUUCCCGAGGUACGGCAGGCGGGAUCGUGCCGAGUCGGCGUUCUUCCUUGUCUAUCGUUUGCCUCGAUCUUCACGUAUGGCAUACUGCUCUGUACACUCGUCGUGGCCCUGGCUGGCCAUGUUGCUUGGAUGAAGCAUGUGCAGCGGCGAAGUGAGCGGCGCCACCUGCUGCAUGGCGCCGAACCGAGCGAUGACGAAGACGAGGGCGACUUUAUUAAUGGUACUAUCUACGACCGGCCCCAGAGGGACUACGCGAUCAGCAGCUGGUGCAGCACCGCGUUUAGCAAAUUGGGCCAUUUCUGCGCGAGGUAUCCUGGGAUUACCACCUCUUCUAGCGUCAUACUGGUUCUUCUUCUUUCUACCGGCUGGAUCAGAUUCUACGUCGAGACCGAACCCGAGAGAUUGUGGGUGAGCCCCGAGUCGGCAGCCGCUCAAGAGAAAGCAUUUUUCGAUCAGAACUUCGGUCCCUUCUACCGCGCGCAGAAGGUCUUUUUAGUGAACGACACUAACCCGUUAGGACCCGGCCCGGUCCUCAGUUACGAGACGCUGACGUGGUGGGCCGGAGUAGAGAAGAGCGUUAAGGAGCUGCGGGGCGAGACAUCCCGCGCGAACUUCCAGGAAGUGUGUUUCAAACCGACCGGCUCCGCCUGCGUCGUCCAGUCUCCAACUGUUUACUUCGAUGGCACGAAAGCCUGGAGGUCCUCGUUUCAAGAGUGUGCAGAAUCUCCCGUGGGUUGUCGCCCUGACUUUGGACAGCCGAUAGAGCCAAAUAUGAUCCUAGGUGGUUAUGAUGGCAUCGAGAAUAUCACCGAGGCGCGGGCCAUGACGGUGACAUGGGUGGUCAGCAAUCACCCCAAGGGAAGCGCCGAAUUGGCCCAAGCCAUGGACUGGGAGCGGUCCUUGAAAGACCGGCUCUUAGAGGUCCAGAGCGAAGCGGCAGAUCGUGGCCUACGACUGUCCUUUUCGACCGAAAUCAGCUUGGAGGAGGAACUAAACAAAUCUACAAACACGGACGCGACAAUCAUCGUCAUUAGCUAUCUGGUCAUGUUUUUCUAUGCUUCGCUUGCCCUGGGUUCGACUACCAUGACGAUCCGUGGGCUAGUGAGAAACCCAGCUGUGGCUCUGGUCGAGAGCAAAUUCUCGCUAGGUCUAGCCGGCAUAAUGAUCGUUCUGGCAUCCAUCGUCUCCUCUGUCGGACUCUUCUCCUUCGCGGGGAUAAAGGUCACGCUCAUCAUUGCUGAGGUUAUCCCUUUCAUCGUAUUGGCUGUCGGAGUGGACAACAUCUUCCUCAUCGUCCACGAGUUUGAGCGUGCUAACCGAAGCGACCGGGACGCUGUGGUCGAAAAGAGGAUAGCCAAAGCACUUGGACGGAUCGGCCCAUCCAUUCUCUUUUCGGCCGUUACGGAAACCGUCUCUUUUGCUCUCGGGGCAUUCGUCGGUAUGCCGGCUGUCCGGAACUUCGCGAUAUAUGCCGCGGGUGCGGUAUUCAUCAACGCGCUCCUCCAGAUGACUCUGUUUAUUUCUAUCUUGUCCUAUAACCAACAGCGGAUCGAAAACUUCAGGGCAGACUGCUUCCCUUGUAUCCAGGUCAAGGCAGCUCGCAUCUAUCUGCAAGAUAGUGCCAGCAUUGGCGCCCCUCGCACAUUCGACGAACCGGAUGAAUCAUUGCUAGAGCAGUUCAUCCGGAAACGCUACGCACCAACCAUAUUGGGUAAGAAAGUGAAGGUUCUUAUCGUCACCGUUUUCUUCGGUUUCCUCGCUGCCGGUGUGGCCUUGAUUCCGUAUGUGAAACUGGGUCUAGACCAGCGAGUCGCUCUACCCGACGAUUCCUAUCUCAUCGACUAUUUCAACGACGUGUACAGCUACUUGGAUACCGGCCCACCUGUGUACUUUGUUACCAAGAACCUGGAUGCAACGCAGCGCACGAACCAGAGACACCUCUGCUCCCGCUUUACGACCUGCGAGCAAUUCUCCCUCACGAAUAUACUCGAACAAGAGCGAAAGCGGCCCGAUGUUUCUUACAUAUCUUCACCGACCGCCAGCUGGAUUGACGAUUUCCUCCUCUGGCUAAAUCCGGAUUUCGAGAGCUGCUGCAAGGAAGACGGUAAAGUCUGCUUCACUGGUCGGGACCCCUUAUGGAACAUCACCUUGGCUGGUAUGCCGGAAGGUGACGAGUUCGUUCACUACUUGCAGAAAUUCCUGCAGUCUCCAACUACCGAGGAGUGUCCUCUGGCCGGUCAAGCUUCGUAUAGCCAGGCUGUCGUCUUGGACGCCGAGAACGUCGAUGUUUCCGCCAGCCAUUUCCGGACUAUGCACAAACCCUUGCGCAGCCAGGACGACUUCAUCAAUGCCUACGCGUCGGCCCGCCGCAUUGCCAACGAUAUCACAGCCAACACGGGGGUCGAGGUAUUCCCGUACAGCGUCUUCUACGUUUUCUUUGACCAGUACGCGAACAUUGUCAACCUCACCGGCGCGCUCCUUGGCUCGGCAGUGGCCCUCGUCUUCGUGGUCUCGUCUAUUCUUCUUGGCUCUGUCGUCACCGCCCUCAUCGUCACCCUGACCGUGACCAUGACCGUUGUGGAUAUAAUCGGUGCGAUGGCAGUGUUUGGUGUGUCGCUCAAUGCCGUUUCGUUGGUAAACCUAAUCAUCUGCGUCGGUAUCGCCGUCGAAUUCUGCGCUCAUAUCGCGCGGGCAUUCAUGUUCCCUUCGGAGUUGGUUAUGGAGGGGGCUAAGAAUCGCUUCCGCGGCCGGGAUGCCAGGGCUUGGACGGCACUCGUGAAUGUUGGCGGAUCGGUCUUUAGCGGCAUCACCGUCACUAAGCUGCUCGGCGUCUGCGUCUUGGCCUUCACCCGGUCCAAGAUCUUCGAAAUCUACUACUUCCGUGUGUGGCUAGCGCUGGUCAUAUUCGCAGCCACGCAUGCGUUGAUCUUCCUGCCGGUGGCACUAUCGUUGGUUGGUGGAGAAGGAUACGCCGACCCGGAUAGCAAAGGAGGCAUUGUGGAAGAUCUGGUAGCCAGACGAAACCUAGCGACGAUAGACCGGGACUAUUCCGACGACGACGACGACGAGUAGUAAAUAUUCGCAGAGCGGAAGAAAGAAGGACAGAAAACAAGACAGAGCCGCAGCUGUAAGAUAGGAUGGAUCUAUAAACUCGGCAUAUCGUAUCCUCAGACCGGAGGGGGGACUAUCAAAUUUGAUUAAUACUUGGAAGCAGCGUCCUACACAAGUUGAAGACAAUUAAGCGGGUUUACUAUGUAGAAUUAUAUAGGUAACAAGUCAGCCUCCCCACGUCCUUCAAGACGAGAAUGGGUUAAUACGGGUCGACUUGUAUGCCAACUAAUUUGUCUACUUACACUACAACGUCGA
This is a messenger RNA of Durotheca rogersii, 4107 nucleotides long. RefSeq names its product multidrug efflux transporter AcrB transmembrane domain-containing protein. Lineage: Eukaryota; Fungi; Ascomycota; Sordariomycetes; Xylariales; Xylariaceae. Gene Ontology annotation, cellular component: membrane. The transcript has 2 exons. Bases 1 to 3813 code for a protein of 1270 amino acids. The record is from RefSeq and is a predicted model, not a curated record.